AAGCAUGUGCACUGGAACACUUAUGUAUAUCAUCUUCGUUCGACAAAUGCUGGCAGGUCAGUACGCUUCGCUUCCUUAGACCACCGGCGAGGCUCCUGAUGUAACUGUGCAAGUGGCGAGCAGUGGCUUGCGCGGCAACUUGUUCAAAGCUUGCGUAAUGCUUUCGCCGUCAACAACCAGCUACCAAAACAGUAUUUGAAGGCGCAAAUAUCGGUCCUUCUUUGGAUUCACGACGUCAUGCAAGGUAUUGUGGAGAUGCCGCCUUCUUAACCAUGAAGCAGCUCCUGUCCUUCCCCUGACUACAUGCCACCAUGUCUUCUGUUCGUUUCAUCGCCAGUUUGCCUACACGUUUACCACGUCUCGGUGGCUUGUCCACCGCUUCCUCGCCUAUGCGCGGACUAGCUACAGCAAAGAUGCCCUCAGAAGCUUCCCCCCAGACUCUCCUUCAGGACAAAAGGCACGGGUUCGGGUUCCUCCGUUCGAACCCACUCCCGGCUAAGCCACGCAAACUCGGCGUUACGGAAAUUCGGGGGCCGUACUACUCGGCAUACGGGAAGAGGCAUUUGCAAGACGUUCUUGAGACAAUGUCCUAUCAUGUCGACGGUCUCAAGUUUGCAGGGGGCUCAUUUUCCCUACUUCCUGAGCGUGCGCUAGUAGAAAUGAUCGAGCUUGCCCACAAGCAUGACGUCUAUGUUUCUACUGGAGGUUUUAUCGAACAUGUAUUGACUCAUGCCGACGUGCUCAACGUCGUGGACAAGUACCUCAAAAAAUGUAAGGAUUUAGGUUUCGACGUCGUUGAGUUAUCCUCCGGCUUCCUCUCGUUUCCGCCAGACGAUUGGCUACGACUUAUCGAGAAAGUGCACAGCAACGGGUUGAUUGCAAAGCCGGAGCUUGGGAUUCAGUUCGGUGCAGGAGGCGAUACAUCCGCUGCCGAACUCGAGGCCGCGGGACAAAGUGACCCGUUCAAAGUUGUGAGCCUUGGCAAGAAAUUUUUGGACGCGGGUGUAGAGCGUCUGAUGAUCGAGAGUGAGGGAAUCACGGAGAAUGUAAAAACCUGGCAGACAGACGUCAUCCAAGAAAUCCUCAAAGACCUCCCGAUGGAGCGAGUCAUGUUUGAAGCAGCGGAUCCAGAAGUAUUUAACUGGUACAUCAGGGAGUUUGGCGUCGACGUGAAUUUGUUCGUGGACCACAGCCAGAUCGUGCAGUUGUCAUGCUUGAGGAGUGGGAUCUGGGGAAUGGGGUGCCUUUAUGUGGCUCCAGACAAAAUAUUUGUGUCCACGUUUCGUGUCAAAUUUUCAUUAUGAUUGUUGAGUCUGGGCUCUGGGAGGUGAGUGGU
This is a messenger RNA of Pisolithus orientalis, 1336 nucleotides long. Its product is annotated as putative sulfonate biosynthesis enzyme. NCBI's taxonomy places the organism in Eukaryota, Fungi, Basidiomycota, Agaricomycetes, Boletales, Pisolithaceae. The transcript has 4 exons. Bases 312 to 1304 code for a protein of 330 amino acids. The record is from RefSeq and is a predicted model, not a curated record.